Messenger RNA from Pediculus humanus corporis (human body louse), 1140 nucleotides. RefSeq names its product F-box only protein, putative. Bases 1 to 1140 code for a protein of 379 amino acids. Gene Ontology annotation, biological process: SCF-dependent proteasomal ubiquitin-dependent protein catabolic process; positive regulation of protein ubiquitination. The transcript is spliced from 7 exons. The record is from RefSeq and is a predicted model, not a curated record. Gene Ontology annotation, cellular component: SCF ubiquitin ligase complex. NCBI's taxonomy places the organism in Eukaryota, Metazoa, Arthropoda, Insecta, Psocodea, Pediculidae. Gene Ontology annotation, molecular function: protein binding.
AUGACCACGCGAUGGGAUUUACUUCCAGAUCUCAUACUUUCCCAAAUUUUUAAUUAUUUAAACCGUCACGAUAGAAUUUCAGCAGGAAGGGUUUGUACAUCAUGGAAUCGAGCAUUGAAUUGUCCUAGCAUAUGGCAUAAUGUGAACGUUAAUUUAGAAAAAGACAUUGCACUACAUAAUACAUCAUUAGCUAAAGAAACCACAAUCAAAUAUGGCCAUCACAUGAAAAGGUUAAUACUCACGUGGUCGCAAAGAGAUCCAUUAACAAGACAAACUGGUUUGAAAUGUCACAUAGAAGCCGGUACAGAAUUUUUAACACUUUUACUAUCACUUAACAUACAAAUAAAAGAAUUAUGUUUGGUUGAUUGGUUUAGAAGUUAUAAAUAUAAAGGGAAUAGAAUAAGAUUAAUACUUGCUUUAACUGAUUUUAUAAGGUCACAAAACAAACUACAAAGGUUGAGUUUACAAAAAGCAUCAUUUAGAGUAAAUGAAGUUGUUAGAAUAUUAUGCGCCGUUGCUCAUUCAAAAAGUAAUCAAUUACAAAAACUUAAUUUGAGAUCAAGUUUUAACGAAUGCGAAGCCAUAUUGAUAACACCAAGAUAUUUGGAAGCACUAUCACGUUUAUCUAAUUUAACAGAACUGCAAUUAGAUUAUCCGGCACUUUCCGACGGUGUACUUUUCAUACUUGCGGAAAAUGCAAAAGGAAAAUUAGAAAAUUUAACGGUCGAAGCAAGUGGUAGCGAUUUUACACUUCCACCCCUAUCCGAUAACGCAUGGAAAAAAUUAUCAAAAGAUUGUCCUAAGAUAAAAGUUUCAUUUAUAAUAAUGUACAUAGCACAUUACGAAGAUGCAUGCGUUUUUCUAUUACCCAGUAUUCCCUUAUAUAGUUUUACAUUUGCCACCGGAUGUACUUGGGAUCAAAGCAGGAGUAGAGAUUUUCAAAAAAUUCAUUUGAAUAUAAAAAACAAUCGUGAAUUAUUAGAUGAUUUACUUAUCGAAUUAAUAGAAAAAUGUCAAAAUUUAUCAUUUAUACAAUUUAAUGGAGUUAUUAGAAAUAUAAAUACGAUAAAAAAAAUAUGCGAAAUUCAAAACAAUACACAAAAUCGUAAGUUAAUAGCUUCAUCUCUUUCUACCUCUUAA